ACCGGGCGCCGCUGCCCCCACCUCCUCCACUUCGCGGGAGAAGUUAUUGGCGCGAAUGGACCCCGAGCCCCGGUAACGGAUUCCCCAGCCGGCCGGCCCGCCCGCCCGCGCCCUAAUCCUCGGGCUGCGAUGGAUAUUCGGAAAUUCUUUGGGGUUAUACCAAGCGGGAAGAAGCUUGUAAGUGAAACAGUAAAGAAGAAUGAAAAAACAAAGUCCGCUGAAGAAACUCUAAAGGCAAAGAAAGGAAUAAAGGAAAUUAAGGUAAACAAUUCUUGUAAAGAAGAUGACUCUAAACAGAAGCAGCCAAACAAGAAAAAGAGGAUUAUUUAUGAUUCAGAUUCAGAAUCAGAGGAGGCAGCACAGAUAAUAAAUGCCAAAAAGCAACCAGAAAAAUUAACAUUGUCUUCUAAACCUGGCAAAAUUCUCCGACAAGAUCCUGUUACCUACAUUUCAGAAACAGAUGAAGAUGAUGACUUCAUGUGUAAGAAAGCAGUGUCUAAAGCGAAAGAGAAUGGAAGAUCUACAAAUAGUUAUCUUGGAGUAUCAAACAUGAAAAAGAAUGAAGAAAACAAUAAGACCAAGAAUAAGCCUUUAUCACCAGUAAGACUUACCCCUACAUCAGUGCUUGAUUAUUUUGGAACUGAAAGUGUCCAAAGAUCAGAUAAGAAAAUGGUGGCAAGCAAAAGAAAAGAGCCUUCACAAAAUGCAGAUGAUUCCAGACUAAAUGAUGAAGCCAUUGCCAGGCAAUUGCAACUUGAUGAAGAUGCAGAGCUGGAGAGACAACUGCAUGAAGAUGAAGAGUUUGCCAGAACAUUAGCCAUGUUGGAUGAAGAACCCAAGUCCAAAAAGGCUCGAAGGGACACAGAAGAGAGAGAAACGUUUUCCUCUGUUCAAGCAAAUUUAAGUAAAGCAGAAAAACAUAAAUAUCCUCGUAAAGCAGAACAAUUUUCAGAUGAAAGAAAGAACUGUAGUCCUAAGAAGCAAAUUAAAUAUGAAAGUUCAAAAGAAUCUCAGCAACAUCCCAAGUCAUCAGCUCAUAAAAUAGGAGAACCAUCUUCUCCAAAAGCCAGUACUAAACUGGCACUUCUGAAGAAAAAAGGAGAGAGUGCUUAUAAAGAAGCAGAGCCUUUAGCCUCAAAAAGAAAAGAAAAUGCUAUUGAAUUGAAAGGAGAGACAAAAACACCCAAGAAAACCAAAAAUUCUCCAGCUAAAAAGGAGUCUGUAAGUCCUGAAGAUUCUGAAAAGAGACGGACUAACUAUCAGGCUUAUCGAAGCUACUUGAAUCGAGAAGGUCCCAAAGCUCUAGGCUCCAAAGAAAUACCAAAGGGAGCUGAAAAUUGCUUGGAAGGCCUUACAUUUGUAAUCACAGGAGUGCUGGAGUCCAUUGAGCGAGAUGAGGCCAAGUCUCUAAUUGAGCGUUAUGGAGGAAAAGUAACAGGAAAUGUCAGCAAGAAAACAAGCUACCUUGUCAUGGGUCGUGAUAGUGGUCAGUCUAAGAGUGAUAAGGCAGCAGCCUUGGGGACAAAUAUUAUUGAUGAAGAUGGCCUUUUGAAUCUCAUUCGAACUAUGCCAGGCAAGAAGUCCAAGUAUGAAAUAGCUGUUGAAGCUGAGAUGAAGAAAGAGAAGUCCAAAUUGGAGCGAACACCCCCAAAAAACAACCAAGGAAAAAGAAAAAUUAGUCCAACAAAGAAGGAAUCAGGAUCUAAAAAGAACAAAGUGACUCCCCAAAGAGACAGCUCUAUAAAGUCAAUAAAAAAGGAACCAAAUGUGUUUCGGAAAGGCCUGUACUUCAAGGAACAGGUGGCUGAGGAGACAGAUGGUGGUGGUAUCAGGGCUGGGAAUUUGGCUGAUGGCAGCGGUGAAAACAAAGUAGAAAAUUUGCUCUGGGUGGAUAAAUAUAAGCCAACCUCACUCAAGACCAUAAUUGGACAGCAAGGUGAUCAGAGCUGUGCCAACAAGCUCCUACGCUGGCUCCAAAACUGGCACAAGAGUCCAUCCGAAGAUAAGAAACACGCAGCAAAGUUUGGUAAAUUUGCUGGAAAAGAUGAUGGCUCUAGUUUUAAAGCAGCGUUGCUCUCAGGCCCGCCAGGUGUUGGCAAAACAACCACUGCUUCUCUGGUUUGUCAGGAAUUGGGAUAUAACUAUGUGGAACUGAAUGCAAGUGACACUCGGAGCAAGAACAGUUUGAAGGAAAUUGUUGCUGAAUCGCUUAAUAAUACCAGCAUCAAAGGCUUUUAUUCAAGUGGAACAGCCCAUUCAGUAAGCAAGAAACAUGCUCUCAUCAUGGAUGAAGUAGAUGGCAUGGCAGGCAGUGAGGAGGGAGGAAUUCAGGAAUUAAUUGGGCUGAUAAAACACACAAAAAUUCCCAUUAUUUGUAUGUGCAAUGAUAGAAAUCAUCCCAAGAUUCGUUCUUUGGUUCAUUAUUGUUUUGAUCUUCGUUUUCAAAGACCUCGGGUUGAACAAAUUAAGGGUGCUAUGCUAUCUAUUGCAUUUAAAGAGGGUUUAAAGAUUCCUCCUCCAGCUAUGAAUGAAAUAAUCUUGGGAGCCAAUCAAGAUAUCAGACAGGUUUUACACAAUAUGAGUAUGUGGUGUGCACGAAGUAAGGCACUAACCUAUGACCAAGCCAAGGCUGAUUCUCAUAGAGCCAAAAAGGAUAUCAAAUUGGGCCCAUUUGAUGUUGCCCGGAAGGUAUUUGCAUCUGGAGAGGAGACUGCUCAUAUGUCACUUGUGGACAAAUUGGAUCUCUUUUUUCAUGAUUAUUCAAUUGCACCCCUUUUUGUCCAGGAGAACUAUGUACAUGUGAAGCCUGUAGCUGCAGGGGGUGACAUGAAAAAACAUUUGAUGCUUUUAAGCAGAGCAGCAGAUAGCAUAUGUGAUGGUGACCUAGUGGACCGUCAGAUCCGGAGUAAGCAAAACUGGAGUCUUCUGCCCACACAGGCCAUUUAUGCCAGUGUUCUUCCUGGAGAGUUAAUGAGAGGGUACAUGACCCAGUUUCCCAGCUUCCCCAGCUGGUUGGGGAAGCACUCCUCCACAGGCAAACACGAUCGAAUUGUUCAGGAUCUAGCUUUGCAUAUGAGUCUCAGAACUUACUCCAGCAAAAGGACUAUAAACAUGGAUUAUCUGUCACAUAUAAGGGAUGCACUUGUACAGCCUUUGACUUCACAAGGGGUUGAAGGAGUACAAGAUGUUGUUGCUCUUAUGGACACAUAUUAUUUGAUGAAAGAAGACUUUGAGAAUAUCAUGGAAAUGAGCAGCUGGGGAGGGAAACCCAGUCCCUUUUCCAAGCUGGACCCCAAGGUGAAAGCCGCCUUCACAAGAGCUUACAAUAAGGAAGCCCACCUUACUCCAUAUUCACUUCAGGCAAUAAAGUCAUCCAGACACAGCACAGGGCCAUCCCUGGAUUCUGAAUAUAGUGAAGAGUUACAUGACGAUGACUCUCAAUUGGAUGAGAAAGACCAAGAUGCUAUGGAGAGUGAUGCUAUGAUCAAGAAAAAGACAAAAUCUUCCAAGCCUUCAAAAUCAGAAAAAGAUAAGGAGUCCAGAAAAGGAAAAGGAAAAAGUUCAAAGAAAUGAAACUUUUCACUCUUUCAGCCACUUUCUACUCAUCUUGCUGACCAGUCUGGCGGGUCUAGAAUGCCUUCCCCUCCGCCCCCUCCCCCCCAAAGGAACCAUGUUUUAGCAAAAUGGAACAGCCUAGGGAUUCCAUUGUAAAUAAACAGUGGUCAGCUACAAGGAUAUGAGCAGUUGGUAAUGUACACCUCUUAUAGAGGUUAAUAGGACUGUUUGGGUCUGCCAUUGUCCCCUGUCAAUAUAAUGAUUGUGCUUCAAAAUGAUUGGAGUCAGGUUUUAGUUAACUUUUAUAGGCCUAAGAAUUUUUCCUAAUGGCCUAUUUUAUAUAGGACCAAUGCUGAUUUAUUUUUAAAGGUAGUAACUAUUAUGUGGUGAAACUUUGUAAAUAAAUUAUAAUACGAAACAUUCACCACCCAGAACUGGGCAUUCUUUGUACAUUGUCAGAUAUCUUGCAAAAUAUAAAUUAGGGAUAAAAAUGUUCCACAUAAUACAUGUACAAAUUCUUUUUAAGAUUGCCAUCUUGUGCAGUAAAAUAUUAUGUUGGUACAUUACACUCUUUAAUUUGCAAAUGACUGGAUAAAAACUAACUAUAUUCUUUAUUAAGCAUUUGUAUGAAACAUCUUUGGCAGUUGAAGAGUCAGAACUUGAAUUCCCAACUUGUUUACCUCUGAAUGCUGACCAUAUCUAUUAUGAAUAGAAUUUCACGGAGAGGCCUCUGUUGUUACUAGAGGUUGUGUGCGGCUGUAAGGUAAUUGCCAGACCUUCUUAUCUUCCAGAAUCAACCCAUUAGUUCAAACCAAUAGGUUUUAGGGCAAAAUAAACACGUUUUUUGUUUACUUUGCUAGAGAUCUGGUUCUGUCCUGGGAGGGAUUCUACAAACCCUACUGGAACUUUUAGGUUGUACCCCAUAACUGUACUUGAAGGGCCCUGAGGCUGUGUAACUAACUUGGAAUUCAGGUGUAUUGCUGUGUUUUUAUCUUGUCAGUAAAUGCUCAGAGGUAUGUGCUGUUUCUUCAAGGUAUGUCCUAAGAGGAUUGUAAAAUCAUGAUAUCUACUCUGCCUUUAAGGAACUCAUUUGGGAGAAGAUUCUAAAGUCUUGACAUUUAAAGUGUAUUUGCCAUUGUGAAGCAUGUUUUUCAUGUAGAUUAAGUUUGUUAUGAGAAUAAACUAUUGCCUUAAAUUUUUGCCUACACAGCCAUGCUCAUCUUUUUGUUAAAGUCCAGCUUGAAACUUCUGCUUCAGUGAAGAUUUCCUUCCUUGAUUGACCAGUGGGGUGAGCAUGGCUAUCUUAAUGCAUAUUUUUCCAUUUCCAUUGCUUUUGGAUAUGCGUGUCAUGUCUGCCUAGUUGCUAUACAUCCCAGGAAAGUGAGAGCAGUGAAUAAUGUUCUUUACUUGUUCAUUGGCUUUAAAAAAAAAAAUUAAAUGCUCUAAACACAAUGCAUGUGUAUAAAAGAAAUAACUUUUAGAAUUAGAAAUGGUAAAUAUGCUCUUUAAAAUAUUAGGAUGACAACUUGGGUCAGUUUGAUUCCUCUAAAGCCCUCAUGACCAGGUGUGAGGGCGGGUAGAUGUUCUGAGUUGGGAUUGAACCUUUAUUGAUGCUACUAGAUGCCACAUACCAUCCUUGUAGCAUAAAAUAGUGAAUGUACUUGCUUUUUUUGAGAUCCAUUAAAACUAAAACAUUUAUCCUUCACCUUGUUAAAUUCUAUUGGACCUCUUGAUAGAAGUUUCCUAAACAAGUUCUGGCUCAGUUUUGCUCAUGAAUGACUAAUACAAUGUGCUUACCAAUACAAAUCCCAAGUGCCUAAUGACUUAUAACCUUACAGCAUUAACAAUAGGGGACUUGUGAGUCACUUAGCAAGGCCUCGGGCCUGUUCUCUAACCAGCCUUUCAGAUGGAAGAACAGAUCAUAAAACUGGAGGCAUCCUGCAUGUGGAUGCUGUAAAAUCCUUCCUGGUACUUUGUCCACUCUAGGCUUAUAUGUAUGUAAUACUUAAGAUGCUGAUGGCUGCACUGUAAAUUUAUUUAGCACUAGGCUAGAUGACUCAUUUCUUUCACCUGAUCAUACUUUGAUAACAUUGGCUUUGGAUGGCAAGGAAGCAUGUACUGAUACGAAUGAUUCUGUUAACAUCUAUGCCGUCCGGAUUUCAUAGUGUGCUUCAAAGCUACUUUGCAUUUUUUUUCUGUGUUCAGGAAAACAUAUCUAGCCAACAAUUUUAUUUUAAAAGGAGAUAUUUUAAAUAUAAAAGUUAUAAUGCUAAAUAUUUACAAUUAUGUCAUAGGUUACUAUUAACAGUGCAGAGUGUACAGUAUGGAAGACUUUGAAGAGGAAAUAUACAAAAUACAAUAAGCAAGUAAGGUUAUAUGUCACUGUUUUGCCAUUCUACAGAAGUUGAUAGUGGUGACCUGGAGCAGUCAUAUUUAUCCGGGAUGAUCCAUGUCUCAAUCCAUAGAACUCAACCUGCUUUCUUCUCAGGGACAUAAUAUCUAGUCUGUAAAAAAAAAAAUUCCUGAAGUUUAUAUGGUUGUUUAGGGUCCUUUGUCUAAAAUGAGUCAAUGAAUAAUAAAGUGAUACAUUCAAUUAUAAGGUGGUGUAUAAUCUUAACUCCCUGAAGCAUAUCAGCAGGUAGCUAUAAUAUCAUGGCCAAGUGUAUGGAGAAAGUCCAUAGAAUAAAAACACAAGUAAGGUUCUACUUUUGGAAGUAGUAGAGUUGCAAAAUUAAUCCUCCACAGAUAAGCAGGCACAAUUUGGAAAAAUGUUAACUCACAAAUCUUCUGUGAGGCACAAGAUGGUAGAGCGAAAGCUGUGAGGUCCCUAGCAGAGAACAUCUUAUGGUUUCCAGAGCUACUGGAAAGGGGACUGCACCCAAAUCUACAUAUAACGGUUAAAUAAGUCCUUGAAUUUCACAGGUUUAGAAGAGUCUCAGAGUCUAGUGAAAAGCUGAAACUAAGAAAGGAUUUUCAUCAGCUGUCAAAUUCACCUGACUCUAGUUUUAAUGAACUAAGUAAAAAAAAAGCACAUGUGAUUUGAUAAAAUAUGCUUGGCCAAAUAACUUGUCACUUUG
Messenger RNA from Talpa occidentalis (Iberian mole), 6632 nucleotides. It is a transcript of the gene RFC1, whose product is annotated as replication factor C subunit 1. Gene Ontology annotation, biological process: DNA repair; DNA replication. Gene Ontology annotation, cellular component: nucleus; DNA replication factor C complex. NCBI's taxonomy places the organism in Eukaryota, Metazoa, Chordata, Mammalia, Eulipotyphla, Talpidae. Gene Ontology annotation, molecular function: DNA clamp unloader activity; DNA clamp loader activity; DNA binding. The record is from RefSeq and is a predicted model, not a curated record.